Aspergillus pseudotamarii is the source of this 798-nucleotide messenger RNA. RefSeq lists its product as uncharacterized. The transcript has 2 exons. NCBI's taxonomy places the organism in Eukaryota, Fungi, Ascomycota, Eurotiomycetes, Eurotiales, Aspergillaceae. The coding region runs from base 1 to 798 and encodes 265 amino acids. The record is from RefSeq and is a predicted model, not a curated record.
AUGGUCGGCCAGGCUACUACUAUUCUUCUUACUCUCCCCCUUCUUCUCCAGAUCCUGCCGGGGGCAGUGGGCCUUCCCGCUCCAUCGGAGGAUGGGACUCUUUGCAGGAAUGGGGCUUGUGGACCAAAUACUGACUCCAGAGGACAUGAUCAAUCUGGUGGUCCUAGCUGGGGAAAUGACGACGACGACGACGACAAUAACAACAAUGACGAGGUAUGCACUCCAGAAACGGUGACAGUGACAGUGACAGCUAUAUCCACUGAUCAUCUUCCUGGUCCAACAACCACCAUUCCCGGUCCCACAAACACAGUAACCAUUACAACUAAUGGCCCGACUGAAACUUCAACUAUAACUGAAGCGUUCACUUCCACUGUAACCGACGCUAUCACCAGCAACCAGGUGGUAACAGAUACCAAAACGAUCACAAUUACUGUUACAGAUGCCGAGACUCCCACGGCCACCAAAGCUACAGCUACUGCGACCUCCAGUCCGACAAACGGUGCAGACGGUGGCGAUGGUCCUGACUACGGGACGUGCUCAGAUCCGACUAUCCGGUGGGCGGAUGGACUCGAUGGACGGACGGAGUAUUCGUGGAUUACGAAUAAUCAGGAUGAUUUCCCACAUAAGUCGUCGACAACUAUUAAUACCUUGAUGGUUUUCGUUUGUAAUCAGCUUCGGAGUCCGUGCAAUGCUCCGCAGGCCGUGGUUGAUCGAUGUUAUUCGGCGGCGGGGCAAGUUAGUAAUCGUGGGUUGAAGGGGGAGAAGGCUUCGGAUUUAUGGAAUUCGUUGAUGACUUGA